AAGAUUUGCAUAAGACAUUUUAUGUCUCGGAUCUCAUUUGAUUGUGCAGGGGUACUUAAUAAAACGGCCAGUGAGUGUCCACUCAUACAAAUUCAAAGUGAUGAUCUUUUCUUUCAAAUGUGCAGAAGUCAACAUGCCCACCCACCCUUCCAAUAUGAAAGGUUUCCCUUGGCUUUGUGUGACAUGUCCCCGAUAUCGGUGCACUGGCUCAUAACUUCAGCACUCAUGAAAUAUUAAGCAGCCCUGGGACUCAUAAACACAUCUUCAGUGGGACGUUGUGAUUUCACGCUAUAUCACAAACAUUUUAAGGCAUCGAAUGCACUAGCCUGUCAUGGACUGUCUGUCAUUUAUGUGAAUAAUAAAUCCCCUCAUGUCCUCCGCGGACCUACUUUGGCACUCAUGGUGCAUAAAUAGGUAAAUAACUCGGGUAAAAUAGCUAAAUACUGACAUAAAUAACCUAUUCUUGAUACAAGGCGCGCAUUGCCCCCUCCAGCCAUAUGUUCGAUAGCCAAAUACGGUGGACACCAGCAUAUUGGCGGAUUUACUUUUCCCAGAGUUUUUUAGGAGACCUAUCCCCUAGGUCUGUCACGAUUAAAUAUUUGUAGAAUUGAUUAUUCCAUCGACUAACCGAGUAAUUGGGGAAAUAAAAUUGGCUCAAAGUUUAUUGCAAAAUCAUGUUUUUCCAUUACUCUUUAUGAACCAAUUGUUGUUGUUUAUUUGGUAUUGCUUGAUUAAGCAAAACCAAAUAAACAACAACCCCGCAUUAUCACAGGAGAGGGAGUGAUGUACUCUCCAACGUUUUUGAAACUGAGAACUACUUUUUGAGUACUGGUUAAUACGAAGGCCUACUAGUUUGAUAUGCACUUCUGAGGCAGCUUCACGUUCAUCUACUUGUCGAUCACAGCUGGUUAUUCAUACUAUUGCUGCGAAUAACAAUUAUUUCUGUAAUACAAACUUGUUUUUUACAUAAAUUGAUUAUGAUUCAGUUACUUAAAAAUGUUGAUCGUUGUUUUCUAAAGUAAAAGCAAAUGUUUGCAGUCUGCUUUCACGAAGGACUACAGAAAACAGAAAAUAUUUAUGGGAGGCUGAAGGAUGGAGAGAAUUUGGACAAUUGUAAAUUAAACCAUGGCUGUAAACAAUCUAUUAUCUAAAUAGUUGUAGAUGGAUUCGUUGUUGAUUAAUCGAUUAAUUGUGACACCUAUCCCCUGUAAUUUGCGGAAACACCCACUAAUUUUCGAUGCUAUUUUUCCCGAUCUCCUCCCCAUUGGCAUUUCAUUGACCCCCACCAUUGUGCUUUUUUUCCUAAUUUAUUUUCAGGGGAUGUUUUUUCUUUUUUCUCCACUAUUCCUGAUCCUGCAACAGUCCCUGUCCACACUCGACUUGCCUCAGCUCUUAAGAUAUGCCGAAUUAAAUUUCAAGCAGCCUCAGCCAAUCAGUGUGCUCGUUUCAUUAGAGGCAAUGGUGGAGAGGGAGCUCUCCUCCGUGCUUGCACGCUGAUGCCAAUUGCUUUAAGUCAUCAUCCCUUUUUUUGUUCCUCCACUGCGUUGCAUUCUGGGAGACGUAUUCAAAUACCUUCAAAUAUAGAAAUGCAUAUAUAUAGCUAGAUAGAUAUAUGCAAGUUCAGAUCUGGCGUCAGAGUAGUGACCCGUCCGGGAAGCGCGUGCACGCGAGCAGAGCACUUUUGGACUGCAGCGAUGGAAUGGACGCGCAGUUUGGGUCCCUAAUCUCAAACAACGUGGAAAGAAGUUCACCCGUGAAAAAAAAAAGCCCCAGAGAGAUGACGAAUCAGUCGGAGGCAGACACUUUCCCCGACCCCAAGGACGCGCAAGGGGGCAAACUCUCCCCUCCCGGUGGUGCGCGCGGAGACGCCGACGCCCGUCACGGUCACACCCUCCAUGGAGCAAGAGCGGGAGACAACUUCUCUCCGUCCACGCAUCCUCCGCCGUCCGCCUCUGCAGGAGCCAUGUUCCCUUACCCGAGCCAGCACGCCGCCGCGCACGCCGCCGCCGCGCACGCCGCCUUCUCCAUCGGCAGCCCCGGCCGCUACGUGGCCCACCACCACCCGGUGCUCGCCAACGGAGCCUACAACGGCCUGCUGAGCAACUCGUCCACCCAGGGCUACCCGCCGCCGGCGCCGGCGCCGCCGCCCCCGCCGCCGGCCGCCGGCUACCCGUACGCGCAGCAGUACGGAGCCGCGUACCAGGGAGGCGCCUUCUACCAGUUCUCCUCGGCGCAGGCUGCCGGGCUGCAGGUGCCGGGCAAGGCGCAGGUGUACCUGUGCAACAGGGCCCUGUGGCUCAAGUUCCACAGGCACCAGACGGAGAUGAUCAUCACCAAGCAGGGACGGAGAAUGUUCCCGUUUCUCAGCUUCAACAUUUCCGGCCUGGACCCAAUUGCGCACUACAACAUUUUUGUGGACGUUAUCCUGGCUGAUCCAAAUCACUGGAGGUUCCAAGGAGGCAAGUGGGUGCCCUGCGGGAAGGCAGACACCAACGUCGUAGGAAAUCGAGUUUACAUGCACCCUGACUCGCCUAACACUGGUGCGCACUGGAUGCGUCAGGAGAUCUCUUUUGGCAAAUUAAAGCUCACAAACAAUAAAGGCGCAUCCAACAACACGGGACAGAUGGUGGUCCUGCAGUCUCUGCACCAAUACCAGCCCAGGCUGCACGUGGUGGAAGUCAACGAGGACGGCACGGAGGACAGCAGCCAGCCGGGAAGAGUGCAGACGUUCACCUUCACCGAAACGCAGUUCAUCGCCGUCACGGCCUACCAGAACACCGACAUUACUCAACUGAAAAUUGACCACAACCCAUUUGCAAAAGGAUUUCGGGACAACUAUGACACCGUGUACACAGGCUGCGACAUCGACCGUCUCACUCCGUCGCCGGGCGAGUCCCCCCGGCCCCGCUACGCCGUGCACAGCCCCUUCCUCCAGGAGCAGUUCGUCAGCUCUUACGCCAAAUCUCGCUUCCAUCCCGGCGUGGCGGCGGCGGACCGCGGCGUGCCCCUCGGCAACAGCUUGCAGAGCGACGAGCCCCCGGUGGGCGGCCCCCCGCAGCGCUGGUUCGUCUCUCCUGCCAACAACCGACUGGACUUCGCCGAGGCCGCCGACUUCGCCGGUAACGCCGCCACCCUGCUGUCGUACGCCGCGGCCGGAGUCAAGGCGCUCCCCUGCUCCAACCGGGCCCUCGGCUACUACGCGGACCCUUCCGGCUGGGGGGGACGCACCCCUCCGCAGUACUGCGGCAAAGCCAGCUCCGUCUUCCCCUGCUGGCCCUCCAACUCCAUCGGGGGGAGGAGCAACUGCCUGGCCGAGGAGGGCGACUCGGUCCCCACGCAGAGGUCGCCCGUCGGCUCGGAGGAACCGGCCAAAGCCAAAGACAUGACCUCCGAGUCCGGCUGGAUAGAGACGCCGUCGUCCAUCAAGUCCAUCGACUCCAGCGACUCCGGCAUCUUCGAGGCGGUCAAACGGAGGCGGAUGUCGCCCUCGUCCACCCCGGUGCCGGACGCUGUGUCCCCGCUAAAGUCGUCGGACCUCCUGAGGGAGGACAAGACCUGCUCCAAGGACAUUGGCUACUACAGCUUCUACCCUUCCAGCUGUACAAAACUGCUACAUCUUAGGUUGAGUCCGUGGAGAGAAGUUCCCAAGAUCAACCAGCAGAUGGCGACAGAUGCUCAGAUGCUGCUGUUCCUAGGUAGCAUGGAGCACAAAAACAGUGUUCCAUUCACUGGAUUACUCCCAUGCUGGGCUCAUCAUCAUCAUCAUCAUCAUAUCCUCCACCACCACCCACGACACUGCAGCAUGGACACGCAGGACCAGGGAGUACACAUGGAGCCACUGCUACCCACGAGAAGUGAUGAUGAAGCUGUGGUGGACAGAGGAGGAACACGCUCGCAGCAAAGCACCAACUUCGAGCAGGAAGAUCUUGAAGGCCACAGGACUCUGUACAUCGGAGUUCACGUCCCUUUGGGCAGCACCAGACACCGCAGCCAUCGCAGGCACCGUCACCAUGGUAACAAACACAAACGGAGGAGCAGGGAGUGGGCCCUCCCAUUGCUGGAAGGGAGAGAGUCUCCUAUCUACGACACUCCCUCCCAGAGGGUUCAGUUCCUCCUUGGGACGGAAGAUGAGGAUGAGGAGCACAUUCCUCACGAUCUUUUCACAGAGAUGGAUGAGCUCUUCAUGAAGGAGGGCGAGGAUUCUGAGUGGCGGGAGAGCGCCAGGUGGCUGAAGUUUGAGGAGGACGUGGAGGACGGCGGAGAGCGCUGGAGUAAACCCUACGUGGCCACGCUGUCGCUGCACAGCCUGUUCGAGCUGCGCAGCUGCAUCAUCAACGGCACCGUGCUGCUCGACAUGAGGGCCGGCGCCAUCGAGGAAAUUGCAGAUAUGGUGCUGGACCACCAGGAGCUGUACUCGCCACUGGGCGACGAGCUCCGAAAGAAAGUGCACGAAGCACUGCUGAAGCGACACCAUCACCAGAACCAGAAGAAGCUGGCCAAUCGCCUGCCUAUCGUACGCUCGCUCGCUGAGAUGGGUCGACGGACUUCAGACGUCCACUUGGACAAGAAUGGUCAGAUGACAUCGUCCCAGUCUCAUUUAGCAGGUCCAGAUGGGAAAGGGGAUGUCACCAGAGAAAACAGCUCUGUGGACUUGAGCAAGAUGGACCUUCAUUUCAUGAAGAAGAUCCCGCCGGGCGCUGAGGCGUGCAAUGUUUUAGUAGGAGAGUUGGACUUUCUCAACAAGCCCGUGGUGGCCUUUGUGCGUCUUUCACCCGCCGUUCUUCUCAGCGGGAUGGCUGAGGUUCCCAUCGCCACCAGGUUUCUGUUUAUUCUCUUGGGACCCGUUGGAAGAGGCCCUCAGUACCACCAGAUUGGACGGUCCAUAGCUACGCUCAUGACAGAUGAGGUUUUCCAUGAUGUAGCAUAUAAAGCUAAGGACCGAAAUGAUCUGAUUGCUGGGAUUGACGAAUUCCUCGAUCAAGUAACAGUCUUGCCACCAGGAGAGUGGGAUCCAUCCAUUAGAAUAGAACCGCCCAAAAAUGUACCUUCUCAAGAGAAGAGGAAGAAAAAUCUACCAAAGGACUUAGCUGAGGCUAAUGAAGAGGAGCAUGAAGGCCAUGGAGGUCCUGAACUACAGCGCACGGGGAAAUGGUUUGGUGGUCUCGUUCUUGACAUCAAGCGAAAAGCCCCCCACUACCUGUCCGACUACACUGACGCAUUCAGUUUGCAGUGCGUGGCCUCUUUCCUGUUCCUCUAUUGUGCCUGCAUGUCCCCUGUCAUCACCUUUGGAGGACUUCUGGGCGAGGCGACUGAAGGACGCAUAAGUGCGAUUGAGUCGCUGUUUGGGGCCUCGUUGACGGGAAUUGCCUAUUCCUUGCUUGCCGGGCAGCCGCUCACCAUUCUGGGCAGCACGGGGCCAGUGCUUGUAUUUGAAAAGAUACUGUUCAAAUUCUGCAAGGAGUACGACCUGUCCUAUCUGUCCCUGAGGACCUGCAUCGGUCUGUGGACGGCUUUCCUGUGCAUCGUGCUGGUGGCUACAGACGCCAGUUCCUUGGUGUGUUACAUCACUCGAUUUACGGAGGAAGCCUUCGCCUCACUGAUCUGCAUCAUCUUCAUUUACGAGGCCUUGGAGAAACUGGUCUACAUGGGAGACUACUAUCCCUUUAACAAGAACAACAACCUGAACAAACUCAGCUUGUACUCAUGUUCAUGCGUUGAGCCUUCUGAUCCCACCAAUGGCACCCUGAAGUAUUGGGAAUUCAAUAACAUCACGGCGUCCGAGAUCUACUGGGAAGCGUUGGAGGUCAAGGACUGCUUUGAAAAGCGGGGCGAGUUUGUGGGCAGCGCCUGCGGUCCCGACGGACCUUACGUCCCCGACGUUCUCUUCUGGUGUGUCAUUCUCUUUUUCUCCACCGUCUUCAUGUCCUCGUUCCUCAAGGAGUUCAAGUUCAGAAGUUACUUCCCCACAAAGGUGAGGUCCAUCAUUAGUGAUUUUGCUGUUUUCAUCACCAUCUUCACCAUGGUCCUGGUUGACUACUCCUUAGGGAUCCCCUCUCCAAAACUGAAGGUUCCUAGUGUGUUUAAGCCAACCAGAGAUGAUCGAGGCUGGUUCAUCAACCCACUGGGGCCGAACCCCUGGUGGACCGUCGUCAUCACGCUGUUUCCAGCUCUGCUGUGCACCAUCCUCAUCUUCAUGGACCAGCAGAUUACAGCUGUCAUCAUCAACAGGAAGGAGCACAAGCUUAAGAAAGGCUGCGGCUACCACCUGGAUCUGUUCAUGGUGGCCCUGAUGCUUGGCGUGUGCUCCCUGAUGGGCUUGCCGUGGUUCGUGGCGGCCACUGUCCUCUCCAUCACGCAUGUCAACAGUCUGAAGCUGGAGUCGCAGUGCUCGGCACCCGGCGAGCAGCCCAAGUUCCUGGGCAUCAGGGAGCAACGUUUCACCGGCCUCAUGAUCUUCGUGCUCAUGGGCUGCUCCGUCUUCAUGACGUCUGUGCUCAAGUUCAUUCCCAUGCCCGUCCUGUAUGGUGUAUUUCUCUAUAUGGGAGCAUCUUCCCUCCGAGGAAUACAGUUCUUUGACCGUCUCACACUGUUCGGCAUGCCAGCCAAGCACCAGCCAGAUUUCAUCUACCUGCGUCACGUACCCCUGAGGAAGGUGCAUCUGUUCACUUUCAUCCAGCUCAGCUGUUUGAUUCUUCUGUGGCUCAUCAAGACCUCCAAGGCCGCCAUCGUCUUCCCCAUGAUGGUGUUGGCUCUGGUGUUCAUCAGGAAGCUGAUGGACUGGAUCUUCACAAAGAGAGAGCUGAGCUGGUUGGACGACCUCAUGCCAGAGAGCAAGAAGAAGAAGCUGGAGGAUGCUGAGGAGGAGGAAGAACAGAGCAUCCUGGCCGAGGAAGAAGGCGUAGUACAAGUGCCAAUGGAGGGAUGCAAAGGUUUACCCAUCAUCAACAUCACGGAUGAGAUGUCCAAAGGUUCUUUCGGAAACACUUGGAAUGCCACAAGCUAGGACAUUUGCAAAAAAAAUUUAUGGUGAAGACAACAUUGGCAGUCCUCCCACACAACAUUAACCUGUGCCCUGAGGAACUAUGAAUUAUGGAACAGGACACCGGAAUGUGUUUGUCUCUGAGUUGUCUUAGUGUUUUUUUAUUUUUAUUUAUUUAUCCUGAGCCCUUUAUAUCAUCUUGUAAUCUGUGUAAGUGAAUCACCAUAUGAAACCAUGUGAGGAACUCUCAUUGUCUCAUGCUAAAAGCUUUGUUGAGGUCAAACUGACCUCAUUAAUAGAGCACUUUGUAUUUAUUUUGUAUUAUAGUUCUGUUCUUUGCUUAUAUCUGUUCGUCUUAGUUGUCGUCAGAGAUUUAUAAAAAGGGAGAAAAGCCAUAAUGCAAUAUGAAAGUGAUGGCAACGGUUACUGUAUGUGCACACCAUAUCGUAACUUGUCAUACUUCUCAUACUUAUAUGCUUCUAUUAUAUUUUGUGUGGUGUAAUUUAUAUAUUUGAUCAAAACAUCUAAUAUUGUAAUCCUUAAAAGGUAAAUAAGAUAUUGUAAUAGUUCAAUGUUGAUAUACAGUAAGGCUUGUGUGUCAGAAAUGUGUAAUUUCAAUCAUUAAUCAUCAAUUAAUACACUUGAAACAUGACUUGAUCAAAUUUUUGUUAUUUUUUCUGAAUACUUUUCAGAGCACGACUGUUGGUCUGUAUGGACCACCACAUGCGCUUUCAAAAUUCCCAAUCUAAAAUGUUGACACGUAGCGUUCUUCCAUCCAUUUUCUGUAGUGCUUGUCCUCAUGAAGGUCACGGACAAGGUCACGGGUGAGCUGGAGCCUAUCCCAUCUGAAUUUGGGGUGAGAGGCCACCUUGGACUGGCCGCCAGUCCGUUGCAGGACAAACAACCAUUCACACACAUUUGCGCCCAAGGACAAUUUUCUGUCUCUAAUCUCACAACUAUGAAAAGCCGUUUGAGCAUUUAUGCGAUAUACUUGAUAUCCAGCUGAAGGUCCAAGUACUAGUACACUGUUUGUACUCACUAGUUACUCAAUUCAGCUACUAGUCACUCAUGUUUUUUCCCUGCACUACUUCAUGACAUUUCUCCACAUGAGAGCAACUUUGGCAUACAAGCUGGACAACUACAUGUUACUGUAAGUCACAGGUGUCAAACUGGUGGCACCGGGGGCCAGAUCCGGCCCGCCACAUCAUUUUAUGUGGCUCGCGAGAGUGUGCAUCGACUUUGUGUUUCUUGCUUAAAUACCAAAAUUGAAAAUUGGCUUUUUAAAAAAUUGGGAUAUUGCAAGCAUUUUUUGUUAUCAAUCCCCCUUUUAAAAUAAAAUUGAUUCAUACUGUAGUUGAACAGUUUUUAAUGGCUUCUGAUUUCAAAAGUAAUUAGCCAUUAAUUUGUUUAUAUGAAAAAUGAGUUUGACACCCCUGCUGUAAGUGAAGCAAAAUUGUGCACUAGUUGAUUUUUGCACACUACUAGUACUACGAGUGAAGCACUACAAAUAGAUGUUAACUGGUAGAAUUUUUCACUGUCACUAGUAGUACUAGUAGCACGCUAUUAUCAAGCAGUGCACUAGUAACAUGGACAGUAGUUGUCCUAUUAGUAUGCUAAAGUUGUCCUACGAGUACAUGGACCUUAAGCUGGAUAUCAAGGAUAGCGAAUAAAUGUUCAAACGAUUUUCCAUGCAGAACUGUAAGGCGGACAUACUAACUAGACGACCAUGCUGCCUUGAGCGGGUCAUAACUUCAAAAAUCCUACUACAUUAGUAGGUAUAUUUAAAUUAGUACAAUAAGCUUUCUGUAAAUCAAUAAAUAAAUUUUUGGUCUAUGACUCACUGUAAUUGUAGCCUUACUUCACAUAAACACCCGUUGAAUUGUUCCGUGUCUAUGUUGCUAUUGUUUUAAAUGGCCUAUUAAUCGAAAAUAUGACCGUAGAGUGUGUUGAAGUGGCCCGAAGUUUGUGCUUGGCAGAUGUUUGAAGAGCUUUCGGAUGACAGCUGAGAGAGGCGACACGUCCCAAAGCGCGUCACGCUGUGGGCUCUGCCACCUUAUUAUUUUGGCGGAGGCGCUGGAGAGUGACGACCCGCCGGUCCACAACUCGGAGCUGAUUGACACGAUUUCCCUUCCCAGUGACAUGUUGAUAACGCGUCAUCUUGUUACCUGCUAGAUAUCCCUUUUCUCAUCAUUAAUGGAAGGAAUAAAAGAAUGUCUGGGAAGAAA
Molecule: messenger RNA, 9204 nt
Organism: Phyllopteryx taeniolatus (common seadragon)
Lineage: Eukaryota; Metazoa; Chordata; Actinopteri; Syngnathiformes; Syngnathidae
Product: sodium-driven chloride bicarbonate exchanger-like
Exons: 33
Coding region: 1613-7003 (1796 amino acids)
Biological process (GO): positive regulation of DNA-templated transcription; transmembrane transport; monoatomic anion transport
Cellular component (GO): nucleus; plasma membrane; basolateral plasma membrane
Molecular function (GO): sodium:bicarbonate symporter activity; monoatomic anion transmembrane transporter activity; DNA-binding transcription factor activity
Source: RefSeq, a predicted model, not a curated record